CGGCGCCCCGGGUCCUACCAGCGCUCCCCGACUCCUGACCCGCCGACCCCAGACCCCAAAUCUCCGGAUCGGAGCCCAGGAUCCCGGACCGGUCCGCGGAGCUCGUGCCAGACACCAAGAUGCCUGGCCCUUGGUUUCUGUUAGCCAUGGCUUUGACCUUGACCCUGACGGGUGUCCCCGGAGGCCGUGCACAGCCGGAUGUGGCCCAGCAGGAGGCGGACCUGUCCGAGCAACAGGGCCUGGAAGACCUCCUGCGGCAGGCGGAGCGCCUCCUCCUCCUCCGGGAAGACCUCCAGCAACUACGAGACCAGGAUGACAGCGUAUCCGAGUCCCAGAUCUUUCAACCCGAUUGGUUCUCCAAGCGUCAGCAUCCUGGCAAAAGGGAGGAGGAGGCAGACGAGGGAGUGGAAGGAGAAGGGGAAGAAGGAGGGGCCGCGGGACUCCGCAAACGGCAGCACCCCGGCCGGAGGGACGACGUGGCGGCUUGGGCGGUGGACGCGGGUCAGCAGAAGCGGCAGCAUCCCGGCCGGCGCGCCUCCUGGCUUGGGUACGCUGUCGCCAAGAGGCAGCACCCAGGCAGACGACUGGUGGACUCCAAGGCCCAAAGGAGCUGGGAGGAGGCAGGGGAGGACGGAGAUGAGGACGAGGAUGGACAGCUGUUGCCCGAGAAACGCCAGCAUCCCGGAAAGAGGGCCCUGGGGAGCCCGUGCGGACCCCGGGGACCCUGCGGCCAAGCCAGCCUUCUGCUGGGCCUCCUCGAUGACCUGAGCCAGGGGCAGGGGGCUGAAGAGAAGCGGCAGCACCCUGGGCGGCGAGCAGCCUGGGCUGGUGAGCCCCUGGAGGAGUGAGCCCCGUUGCCUGUAAACUCAGUUUGUGGUCUAGGAGCGUCUUGAGCCCUGUGCACCCUACCCCCUGUGACCCCCCUUUUCCCCUCCUCCUUAGAUGCCUGACCAUACUCCCGAGCCCCCCAGUUUACACACACUCAAACCCUUGGCCUUGCCUGCCUACAUCAGGGAUGUGAGAAAGCCAGCCGAUGAGUUCAAACCCUGUGUCACCCCACUUGGCAUCUCUGGCGAGGCGACAGGCCCCAGAGUCCCUCUCCCCCCACCCCUGCAGGCCUGCUCCCCUCCCUAGCCCUAAGAUGAGCGUGUGUCUUCUAAGGGAUCCCCAGAGUGAAACGGGGUGCCAUUGAUGUGAGCAACCAGUGAGGAUGGGUGGGGUUGAAGCUAGCAUGUUCAGAUCCUGCUUCCAGCCCUUGCCAUGUGCCAGGAUUUGCCAUGUAUAAACUUCGCCCCCGGCACCAGGAUCUCGUUCUCUUCUUGGGCAUCCUUUUGUGGGUGGGAAGAGCCUCUCCCCACAGCUGAGUUCCGCUUGGGAGAAACAUUAUAGGUGGUGCUGUGCUGUGUGGUGGCCGCGGGAAUAAACAGGUGUAGGAGCUUGUAAACGUCACCCUGGAAGUCACAGCUCAUAUGUAUCCUUCUAGGCACCUCUCUCCUAUCUGUGUUAAUAAAACCUGCAUCUGGAUAACGUC
Cervus elaphus (red deer) is the source of this 1531-nucleotide messenger RNA. It is a transcript of the gene TRH, whose product is annotated as thyrotropin releasing hormone. The transcript is spliced from 3 exons. Gene Ontology annotation, molecular function: thyrotropin-releasing hormone activity. The record is from RefSeq and is a predicted model, not a curated record. Gene Ontology annotation, biological process: hormone-mediated signaling pathway. The coding region runs from base 120 to 848 and encodes 242 amino acids. Gene Ontology annotation, cellular component: extracellular region. NCBI's taxonomy places the organism in Eukaryota, Metazoa, Chordata, Mammalia, Artiodactyla, Cervidae.